Cornus florida is the source of this 2371-nucleotide messenger RNA. Its product is annotated as two-component response regulator ORR26. Gene Ontology annotation, molecular function: DNA binding. The coding region runs from base 262 to 2007 and encodes 581 amino acids. Gene Ontology annotation, biological process: phosphorelay signal transduction system; cytokinin-activated signaling pathway. The transcript has 5 exons. The record is from RefSeq and is a predicted model, not a curated record. Lineage: Eukaryota; Viridiplantae; Streptophyta; Magnoliopsida; Cornales; Cornaceae.
GACCGUUAGCUCCUGCCAACAGCCGGCGCCAAUAUUCCUUGCUCACUUCCUCUCUUAAAAACCAGAACAAGCCCCCUCCUUUUUAAAGUCUCAACCCCUCUCUCUCUCUCUCUCUUCUUUACCAAUAAUAGUGAUACAAAAUUACUACAGUCUAUACCUUUGUAUUCUAUAUUCUAUAUAUGCCCUAGCUAGUUAAAGUGUUGUCCUUGCCUGAAUAAUCUUUCACAAUUCGAUCUUCAUAGUCACAUCUGUUGGUUCCUCAUGGAAAGUGGGUUCUCUUCUCCUCGGAGCGAUGCCUUUCCGGCGGGUCUCCGUGUGCUCGUCGUCGACGACGAUCCAACCUGGUUGAAAAUCCUCGAAAAGAUGCUCAAGAAGUGCUCUUAUGAAGUGACUAUAUGUUGUCUGGCAAGAGAUGCUCUGAAUAUGCUCCGAGAAAGAAAAGAUGGAUUUGACAUUGUAAUCAGUGAUGUUAACAUGCCCGACAUGGAUGGUUUCAAGCUUCUCGAGCAUGUUGGACUUGAAAUGGAUCUUCCUGUCAUUAUGAUGUCUGUUGAUGGGGAAACUAAAAGGGUGAUGAAAGGUGUUCAACAUGGAGCAUGUGACUAUCUUCUCAAGCCUAUAAGAAUGAAAGAACUCCGAAAUAUAUGGCAGCAUGUCUUUCGAAAGAAAAUACAUGAGGUGAGAGACAUUGAAAGUCAUGAAGGCUUUGAAGAAAUUCAGAUGAUGAGAAAUGGAUUAGACGAAUCUGAUGAUGGGAAUUAUCUUAGUGGAUGUGAUCUGGCUUCUGGAAAGAAAAGGAAAGACAUCGAAAGCAAGCACGAUGACAAAAACUUUGGUGAUCCUUCUUCAUUGAAAAAGGCUAGAGUUGUUUGGACUGUAGAGCUACAUCAGAAAUUCGUAAAAGCUGUUAAUCAGAUUGGAUUUGAUAAAGUUGGUCCUAAGAAAAUCCUUGAUUUGAUGAAUGUUCCGUGGUUGACAAGAGAGAAUGUUGCUAGCCACUUGCAGAAGUACCGCCUUUAUUUGAGUAGGUUACAGAAAGAAAAUGACCUAAAAGCUUCUCUUGCUGGGAUAAAGCACUCAGAUCUAUCUUCAAAAGACCCUGUUGGAAGUUUUGGUCUUCAGAAUUCAAUCAAUGUGCAACAAAAUGACGCUGCUCAUGCAAACUAUGGAUUUUCUGGCAGUAGAAUUCUUGUCCAGAAUGUGGAUGCAAAAAUCCAUGAAAAUGGUAUGAAGGGUAUUUCAUCAUUGUCAUUUACAGAAUCCAAAGAAGUUCUGAUUGGCAACAAAACAGAUCCUCAGAAAUCCAGCAGAUCACAGGUGGGCCUAAAUUAUUCUUCUAGACCACUGGAGCAAAAUAUAAACUAUGCAGCACUUGACUCCACUAUCAUAAAGUACCCUUGGAGAGGAGAAGUUCCAGAAAUUCAGUUCAAACAAGAACACAACAAGCCACGUCUUCAGUUAGAGGAUGUCGUCAGCCAUUUGCCGGUGCCUGGACCACAGCAUCACACUCGAGUUGAUUGUUAUAUUAACAAAGAAAGAGAUAAACCAGCACCUGUUGAUGUGUCUCAAUGGACCAAAUAUAGAAGCAAUCAUCCAAGACAUGCAGCUCCAAUAGAAAGUGAGAUCGACUUAUUUUCUGUUCAAUCGCUGAGCCAUUUGGUUGACUUCCCAACUUCUGAGCCAAUCCCCACGGCUUCAAUGAAUAUGAAGAAUAAUGGCUUAAAUCAGACUUCUAUAUAUGAUUCUGAAUCUGCCCGAAGAAAUCCAACUUUGGGAAGUGGAUCACCUUUUGCCUCUUUAGACGAGAAUGUGCGAACUUGUCAGCUUCAAGGUAAUUGUUAUACAGUGGAUCCUGGACUGCAGAACAAAAAAUCUUUUGAGUACAACAAUUCAGAGCUCAUUGCUGAAGUUCCAGUCAACUUGUACGAGGCACUGAGAUUUGACUACGAGUAUCCCUGUGACUUGAUGGAAUAUCCUGUAAUAGGUCAAGGUCUAUUUAUAACAUGAUCAUGAUCCAUUGGGAGUGUCUGCGAUUUAGAUGUCUUCGACAAAGGAAGGUGACUCCAUUUUCUUCUGGUCAACUGAUGUCUUGUUAGUGUUUCCAACUUGAUGUGUAUUUAGUCUUCUUCAACCCAAUCAAAUUGGACAUGGUUGUUGAAACAUGUACAAUAGGAUUGAUGAAAAAUGUUUAGCAUAAUAAGCAAUCUUCAUGUACUUAAAGAUGAGACAUGUCUACUGUGUGAUACAGAUGUACAUGUAUAUAUUAGUUUGAGGACUCGAAUUAAACCUUGCAAAUUUUGUAAAAAAUUCUUAGUUGCAGAGCAUUUAAAGAUGUCAUUUCUGUAAAGAAAGCUGAUUUUAUGUUGAAUCA